Messenger RNA from Cuscuta campestris, 2238 nucleotides. NCBI's taxonomy places the organism in Eukaryota, Viridiplantae, Streptophyta, Magnoliopsida, Solanales, Convolvulaceae. The record is from the annotation of a GenBank genome assembly.
GAGUUUUUUGUUUUUUGUUUUUUUUUUUUUGAAAAAAAAAGAGUAAGGAGUUUUUAACUCUUCGCCUUCCCCGCCGUUGAUCCCCGCCUGAGAUGAGCACGGUGCACCUGAAGGUUCUCAGAAGACCGCCUCCCCUGUCCCUUCCGUCUUCGCAUCUCCGCCAACUUUCCACCUCCGCCGCCGUUUCCGCAUCCGGCAAACCUUGGUUCGCCCCACCUCCGCCGCAGCCGUCAAAGCUCCGCCGGAACAACACUACCGAUCCAAUCAUCACAAGCCUUUCAGAAGCCAUAGCCAAUUCCCGAAAGAAACCUCUCCAGACCUCCCUGAAAACCCUCCUGCCGUCUCUUAAGCCCCACCACAUCGUCGACCUAAUCAAUCUCAACCCCCACUCUCUCCCCCCUUCCUCCCUCUACUCCUUCUUCACAUGGCUCUCCUCUCACCCCUCCCCUUUCCGCCACACUUUCUUGACCUACUGCGCCAUGGCCCACUUCCUCUGCACCGUCGGAAUGUUCGCAGAGGCUCGAUAUCUCCUGCAAACCAUUGUUUCGAGAAAGGGGAAGAACUCCGCUUCCGCGAUUUUUGCUUCCAUACUCGGAUCUAAAGGUACCCCGGACUCCACCGAUCGGCUUGCCGGCUUUCUUAUACUCGUUUAUCUCGAUUCUGGGUUUAUUCCCGAUGUAAUCCAGUGUUUUCGGAUCAUCAAGAAGCAUAGAUUGCGUGUCUUGUUUGAAGCUUCUUCUCGAGUAAUUGACCAUUUGAUGAAAUCAAUGCCGCCAUGGGCGGCUUGGGGUUUGUACAGGGAGCUCUUAGAAUCAGGGUGUCCUCCGAGUGUGUAUUGUUUCAACAUGUUGAUGCAUAAAUUGCUCAGGGAAGGCCAAAACAGGGAAGCCAAAUUGGUUUUUGAUGAAAUUGGGAAAUGGGGAAUCAGGCCUAGUGCUGUUAGCUUCAAUACUUUGAUCAAUGGGUAUUGCAGGUUGGGUGAUUUAGAUGCAGGGCUUAGGUUGAAGAAUGUAAUGGAGGACAGGGGAGUCGUCCCUGAUGUUUUCACUUACAGUGUUUUGAUCAAUGGCCAUUCCAAGAAAGGUUUGAUGUGUGUUGCAGGCCAACUGUUUGAUGAAAUGUGUGAGAGAGGUUUAGUCCCGAACGGUGUGAUAUUCACAACAUUGAUUAACGGGCACUCUAUGGCCGGGCAGGUGGAUUUGGCCAUGGGUCUCUAUGAAAGCAUGUUGAGAAACGGCGUGGAGCCCGAUUUGAUCACGUACAACACGUUACUCAACGGGCUUUCAAAGAGCGGCAACCUUGCAAAAGCCCAAAAGCUCGUCACGCAAAUGAACGAAAAGGGUGUAAGGCCCGAUAAGAUCACAUACACAACACUCAUAGAUGGGCAUUGCAAGGCGGGCGAUUUUGAUGCCGCUUAUGGGGUCCAAAAGGAAAUGGUUGGAAAAGGGAUUGCACUUGACCAUGUGGCCUAUACUUCCUUCAUUACAGGCCUAUGCCGAGAAGGGAGGGUGUCCGAAGCCGAGAGAUUGCUAAGAGAAAUGUUGAGAAAUGGUCUAAAACCGGAUGGUCCGACCUAUACCAUGCUCAUUGAUGGCUUCUGCAAGAAGAGGGAUGUCAAAAUGGGGUUCGAGCUGUUGAGGGAAAUGCAGAGGGAAGGGUGCAAGCCGGGAGUGAUAACGUACAAUGUGAUCAUGAACGGGUUGUGCAAUCAAGGCCAGAUGAAAAAUGCUGAUAUGUUAUUGCAUGCCAUGCUCAAUCUAGGGAUUGUCCCGGAUGACAUAACGUAUAACAUUCUUUUGGAUGGGCAUCUGAGGAGGAGGAGGAGGAGGAAGCGCGGAAAACUUGGGGAUGACGAAGAUGAGAUGCUGAGAAGUGAAAUGGGGCUUGUUCUUGACUAUGGUUCUUAUUCUUCACUCAUUGGCAAGUGGAAUAAAGAGUUAAGACAGCAUGAUGAAAGGUGACCAUGGUUCUCAUUUACAAUCACUUGCUUAGAAUUCCCAACCAUGAGCUUAGGGUUCUGCAGUGUUUAGGCUUAUCUUUGCAAUUAAUCACUCCAUUUGUGUACAAAAUCUAAAUCAUGUGAAAUUGAAGUGUAGUCUUUCUGUCUUUGUAAUUGGGUUCACAAAUUAAAUCUGAAAAUACAAGCAUUUUAGAAGCAUAUUUUAAAAGCCUGAUGAUCCAAGGAGAUACUGAGAGGGUGUUUGAGAUUGUAUUUGAGAAUAACUUUUUAGCUUUUAU